CUUUGCACAGGAGACGCUCAACAUGUUCUCGGGGAUGGGCCGGUCGGUGUGGAAGGAGGCAUGCGCCAUGCUCCAGAAUAUUCUAUCAGCUGCUGAGCCAGUCUUGCCUGACAACAAGGCCCUCAGGAACAAGUGUAUCGUUCCAAUGAGUGAUAUAGAGAUGAUCCACCCAAUCAUUGUUGGAGUCUACACAGACUUCUUUUGUUCCGUGCGUGAUGGCAGGAAUUGCGGGUUUAUCUUCUGUCGGUUGCAGACUCCAGUCAAUCCAAAUUGUAUGCUACUAAAAGAAAUCAGGGUGCAUGGGAAGCAAGGACAUCUAAUGCUACAUUUGGCAAUGAGGUUCCUUCUGUCUAAGUUGCAAGAUACAAAGUUGAUUUCUGAACUUCAAUCUGAUGAGUCUACUAAUUUUAUCCAGGGUUCUCUUGGAGCACUUAUGGAGGAAGUUGUCAUGCUUACUGUGCAUACUAAAAAAAAAGAUUUUUCUUCUGAUACUAUAAAAGAACUCAGAGCGUCUGGAAAUACAGUACUCAAAACGAUUACAGGGUGGAUGAGUGCUUCAACAUAUUUCAGAGGAACUACUCAAUUGUUGGAUCAUUCGGACAACCUUGUGAAAAGAAAGACACUUGGGAUGUUGUCUGAAACUGCCAGAGGAAACGGUUUGGUUCAGAACAAGCAAAGAAAAAGCACGAAAACUGAAGCAUAGCUCUGUUAUAACUGUGAUCAAAUUGGACAAGAGCUCUGGUCCAUAUUUCAGCAACUUGUGCUUAAAGAUUCUUGAAUUAAUUGACAGAGUGGUUGAUUUGGACACUUCAGUGAAAACGGGACACUUCAGUUAAAGUGUGACCACAUGUUAAUAAUACUUCAUUUUUCCUCUUUCAGGAGCAUUUGCAUUAUGAUGUGGUGAAGCGAUUCAAAUAAAUGUAUAUAAAAAUGGAGAUUUCAAUGUCUAAUAAUGAUGUAAAUGGUUUGCACUUUGGUA
Molecule: messenger RNA, 979 nt
Organism: Panicum virgatum (switchgrass)
Lineage: Eukaryota; Viridiplantae; Streptophyta; Magnoliopsida; Poales; Poaceae
Product: fumarylacetoacetase-like
Exons: 6
Coding region: 23-703 (226 amino acids)
Biological process (GO): homogentisate catabolic process; L-phenylalanine catabolic process; L-tyrosine catabolic process
Molecular function (GO): fumarylacetoacetase activity
Source: RefSeq, a predicted model, not a curated record